Molecule: messenger RNA, 2797 nt
Organism: Hevea brasiliensis (rubber tree)
Lineage: Eukaryota; Viridiplantae; Streptophyta; Magnoliopsida; Malpighiales; Euphorbiaceae
Product: ATP synthase subunit a, chloroplastic
Exons: 1
Coding region: 1-750 (249 amino acids)
Biological process (GO): proton motive force-driven ATP synthesis
Molecular function (GO): proton transmembrane transporter activity
Source: RefSeq, a predicted model, not a curated record
AUGAAUGUUCUAUCAUGUUCCAUCAACACACUAACACUAAAGGGGUUAUAUGAUAUAUCCGGUGUGGAAGUAGGCCAGCAUUUCUAUUGGAAAAUAGGAGGUUUCCAAGUCCAUGCCCAAGUGCUUAUUACUUCUUGGGUUGUAAUUGCUAUCUUAUUAGGUUCAGCCAUUGUAGCUGUUCGGAAUCCACAAACCAUUCCAACAGGAGGUCAGAAUUUCUUCGAAUACGUCCUUGAAUUCAUUCGAGAUGUGAGCAAAACUCAGAUUGGAGAGGAAUAUGGCCCGUGGGUCCCCUUUAUUGGAACUAUGUUUCUAUUUAUUUUUGUUUCUAAUUGGGCGGGGGCGCUUUUACCUUGGAAGAUCAUACAGUUACCUCACGGGGAGUUAGCCGCACCGACGAAUGAUAUAAAUACUACCGUUGCUUUAGCUUUACUUACGUCAAUAGCCUAUUUUUAUGCGGGCCUUAGCAAAAAAGGAUUAGGUUAUUUCAGUAAAUACAUUCAACCAACUCCAAUCCUUUUACCCAUUAACAUUUUAGAAGAUUUCACAAAACCUUUAUCACUUAGCUUUCGACUUUUCGGCAAUAUAUUAGCGGAUGAAUUAGUAGUUGUUGUUCUUGUUUCUUUAGUACCUUCAGUGGUUCCUAUACCUGUCAUGUUCCUUGGAUUAUUUACAAGUGGUAUUCAAGCUCUUAUUUUUGCAACUUUAGCUGCGGCUUAUAUAGGCGAAUCCAUGGAGGGGCAUCAUUGACUAAUUUUAUUUUCGAAAUAGUCUUUUUUAGCUUAGUGUAAGGCAAUCUAUGCCUUGUUCAAGAUAAUCUACUUCUACUUAGUGAACAUAAAUAUACACAUAAAUAGAAAUAGACAAAAAGGUCUAUAUGAUCUAAAGAAAUAGUAAAAAAAAGAUUACGAUAUUAAGGAAUUGUAAAAAAAAAAAAGGAAAGAGAUCUAAAAGAUCUUUUUCCUAGAAUUCGUUUGGAUAAUUUAUACCUUCUUCUAAUGAAUAUUCUCUUUAUAUUGUCUUGAUUAUUUUGUCCAAUUUUAGGACUCAUAAUCUGAAUAAGAAUCCUUUAUUUGUUUACAACGUGUGAUUAAAAAAAGAGGUUCUAUAGAGCGAUUUCCAUUUCAGUCGGUUUUAUUCAAUUCAACGAUUGACCAAAAGAAAACAUUAAUAAAUAAUAAAUUACAUGAACUUAGAGUAACCAAUAUAUUUCUAUGCAAUGAUUCAGACUAAUGAAUUCGUCCAUUUAGAUUGAUUGUAUCCAUGCGGGAUAAUGAUAAGGAAGAGAAGAAUUUACAAAAAAUGAGAUUCAGAAAAAAUGGAUUGUUUAGGAGGGUGGAAUCAAACUAGGUGUAUGUAAUAUAUCUAGGUGUAUGUAAUAUAUAUAUAAUUAUUAUGUAAUAUAUAAUGGCUAUGGCUAUAAGCCAACUUUCUUUUUGUGAAUGUUUCAAAAAAUGAUUUUAGAAUCCGAUUGAAUCUAAGAUACGAAUAGUUGGUUUACGUUAUGGAAAGGGACGUGUAUAUGGAAUAUUAAGUAUUAACUAGUUAUAUAUGAGUUAAAAGAUAUAUCUAAUCUGCCCGACUACUGGAGAUUUAGAUAGGGAUUCCAAUAAAAGUCCUUUCUUUUCGUUUGUAACUGUGAAUUGAAUAUUGAAUAAACAGAUUAAAUCAAGAAAAAGAACGAAGAGUUCGAAUUCAAAAAAUGAUUCGUAACAAAGAAAGAAAUGGAAAAACAAAAAAGUUGUAUGAAUUCACAAAAACUUUGUGAAUAGGAACUCAAAAAUAGAUAUCAAAGUAGUUCUGAUGAUUCAAUAAUAUUAUUGCUUCAAUUCGGAGUUCUUUGUUACUUCGACUGGAUGAAAAUCUUAUUGAUGGGAUGAAUAAUUAAGUCAUAAUUUAUUGGUUGAUUGUAUCAUUAACCAUUUCUUUAUUUUAUUUUGGUGCGAGGAACUUAUCAUGAAUCCAUUGAUUUCUGCCGCUUCCGUUAUUGCUGCUGGGUUGGCCGUUGGGCUUGCUUCUAUUGGACCUGGGGUUGGUCAAGGUACUGCCGCGGGCCAAGCUGUAGAAGGUAUCGCAAGACAACCCGAGGCGGAGGGAAAAAUACGAGGUACUUUAUUGCUUAGUCUGGCUUUUAUGGAAGCUUUAACGAUUUAUGGACUAGUUGUAGCAUUAGCACUGUUAUUUGCGAAUCCUUUUGUUUAAUCUAUAAAAAAAAAAUACGUAUUUUUUUAUUGCCUUGGACUCGCUGCUUGUUUUUUCGAAUUACGAAUUAUAUUAAGGAUUUAAUUCCUACAAUUACUUAUUUAUUUUUAUUGGGACAAUAACCCACGGGAAGGACUGAUUUGAGGAUGAAGAAUUAGUAUACUAACUCGCUUUUUUCCUUCCCCCUUCUUAGUCCAAUCGAAACCUUUUUUUUAAGGAAAUGUUGCAACAGGCAUUUUUGUUUUGCAAUUAAUACGAGACCUGUUACCGAAUUCCCGAAUUCUAAACUGAAUUUUAAUAAGAAUAAUAUUUAUUAGUAUUAGAGAUUUCAAAUUGAAAAUUGAAAAAAAAAAUGCAUUUAUAAUUCGAAUAUAAAUCGAAUAUUUUUUUUACUCUAUUUUUAAAUAGAAUAAAAAAAAAAAAAAACAAGAAAAAAACAAGAACAAUAAUAAACAAUAACAUAUAAAAUACAAUAACAUAUACACAUAUAAAAUAAAAAUAAAAUAAAUAUAAAUAAAUAAAAUAUAGAAAUAAAAUAUAUAGAAUAAGAAAAAAAAAAAAUAGAUAAUUAGUCUGUCUAUAGUCUAUAAGAAAA